AUGCGUACAAGUGCCGUCACACGCUACAACGUUAUCAACAACGACGAAGUCUUUUCAAACGAUGCCUGGCGGCCAAUCCAGGAACUGGAAGUUCCUGACGCAGACCUCGGUGUGUACUUCCUUCAGAUGAAGGAUAUCAGGUAUCUCGAACCCGUCACCGACUUAUGGUUUGAAGCUCUGGACAAGGUGGUCAACCGCGGUAAGAAGUUUGGGAACCAGACUUCUUAUGCUACCGAGCUGCCAAUCAGAGCACUAGCAUGUGUUCAGCAAUACCAGUUUUGCCGGCCAUCCUUAGAAGAAGUCGAAAACUGUACGCCGCUGAAUGGUAUAUUUGAGGCCACAAGAAUAGCCUCCUCAACACUCUUUCCACAGCCCAAAGAUUCUGAGAGAUUCCUUUGGUCCUUACGCGCCAUCAGAGAUAUGGCAGGUGGCUUCCAUGAACUCGUCAAACAGCUCAAGGGCGGAUCGCUUCUCGCGAGUGAUUAUGUCUCAGAUAGUGGGCAGGGUGGUUUACCAGACAAUCAGUGGGAGCUGGAACUGGAGCAUUGGUUCAAAUUCACGAUGGCCGACUUACAACGAGCCAUACUCGACCAAGCGACCGGUCCAGUUGUCCCAGAGGCUGUGCCAUUCUUUUCAGCGCCCACGUCUCCGGAAGCACGAGCGCUCUGUGGUAGUCAGAAGAUCCGAAGUGACUCCUAUACUUCGUUCAACGUGCUCGGCCUUAUAUUAAUGUUUUCCAUCGGAGGCCUAAUUAUGCUUAUCGCUGCCUGUCUGCCGUCUGUAACUGCGCGUUUGCAGCGGAAGAAGCCAUUUUCCAGUAUCGAGUGGGUCACAAACGAUACACUGCAGCUGCAGCGGCUUGCACACGAGGCUGUCGGAGCCGGACAGUGGCAGGGCGCAUGCGAUGAUUAUCCGCGAACGCGAAAGGGAGAUCUGCUGGCAGUAAUCGAUAUAUCCAACAAGGAACACCCUGUGCUCCGAGCUCCCGCAGCGGCCGAGAUGGUGAAGGAAGCAGAGCAAGCCAAGGAAUUUCAGGACGAGGAACAAGGUAUGGAGGAGCAAAGAAGCGAAGGAAGCGUCGAAGAGUGGAGUGAGGGUCUCAAUGUUGCAGGUCCAAGAGGGGAAAGAAAGGCGGAGUGGCAGAGAAAUGACUCAAUCCACGAGUCUUUGAUGAGUGUCGAGAUCCCGCGCGUCUCCUUGGAGCUUUCACAUCGCUUUGCCGCUGGAAUAUGUUAG
Alternaria ethzedia is the source of this 1236-nucleotide messenger RNA. RefSeq lists its product as uncharacterized. Lineage: Eukaryota; Fungi; Ascomycota; Dothideomycetes; Pleosporales; Pleosporaceae. The record is from RefSeq and is a predicted model, not a curated record. The transcript has a single exon. Bases 1 to 1236 code for a protein of 411 amino acids.